Molecule: messenger RNA, 754 nt
Organism: Haliotis rubra (blacklip abalone)
Lineage: Eukaryota; Metazoa; Mollusca; Gastropoda; Lepetellida; Haliotidae
Product: peptidoglycan-recognition protein SC2-like
Exons: 5
Biological process (GO): peptidoglycan catabolic process
Molecular function (GO): N-acetylmuramoyl-L-alanine amidase activity; zinc ion binding
Source: RefSeq, a predicted model, not a curated record
CGCUCCGAUGUCGGUGUCGGAACGAGGCAUUCGAUACUUGGCGUCUUGAGAGUCGGGUGCUGCACUCUCUUUGAAGGCGGCUGGAGGUAUGGCUGGGUUCGUGUCAACUUCAACGGCAGGAACGGGUGGAUUUCGGGACGCUACGUGAACAUUCGGACUUGUUCGGGUAGCUCCGGCACAUCGGGUAGCCCCAGCGCUGUCUGUCCCCACAUCAUCAGCAGGUCCGAGUGGGGCGCUAGAUCCCCACGGUCUACUAGCAAUCUUGACGGGCCUGUGGAAUACGCCUUCAUCCAUCAUGGAGGCAAUGGAGCCUGUUCCAGUCAGAGCUCUUGCUCCGCCAUUGUCAGGAGCUAUCAGAAUUACCAUAUGGACACACACGGCUGGAGCGACAUCGGCUACAGCUUCCUCAUAGGCGAGGACGGCAAUGUCUACGAGGCUCGUGGCUGGGACAGGACAGGGGCUCACACCCGGGGCUACAACAGUGUUGGUCUGGGUUUCUGUUUCAUCGGUAACUUCAUGACGCGUGCCCCCAACAGUGCGGCUAUCAACACUGCCAAGGCCCUUAUUGCUUGCGGCGUCAGCAUGGGCAAGAUUCAGUCCAACUACAUCCUCAGAGGCCACCGCGACAUGGGCAGGACUGACUGUCCCGGGACAGCUCUGUACAACAUCAUCAGAACGUGGCUGCGCUAUUGAAAUGUCCAUUUCACAAGACAUAUAUUAAUGGUAUGUCAUUUUGAAUAAAUUUGAUGAUAGA